UUUUUAUUUUUACUUUGUACUACAUCACAUUUCUUCUUCCUGGUUGCACUCCACUUCUUAUUCCCCCAACCCCCCUCUCCUCUCCCUAUCUCUUCACUUAACUUACUCAUUCUGCUUUCUUUAUUGCUUGUAGGGUCACUUGCACUGAAACUCUGAACUCCAAGCUCCUUAGGAAAGAAACAAAGAAAGUUCUCUCAACUCCCACCGCUCACAUCCACAUCCACAUCCACACCCACACCCACCUCUCUCUCUCUCUCAAUGGAGAGCCCAACGCUGAGCCCAGCAGCGGCCCAAAUCCUCUCACCAAGCAGCAGCGGAAGAAGAAGAAGUAGAGGCAGUUGCUCCACAUCGCCCGAGUUCGAGUUCUGGAUGGUCCGAAACCCAUCUUUCCCACAGCCCAAUCUCCUCUCAGCUGACCAACUCUUUGACAACGGUGUUCUCCUCCCUCUCCACCGUCUCAUCCAAACUCCUCAACCCGACCCGGAUCCUCCCUCCUCUAAUCCGGACCCUGAACCCGGCCCAGGCCCCGAGUUGUUGUCUGCCGUUAUAACGGCCUCCGAGUCAACCGCCGCCUCUUCCGCGUCAAAGAGAUGGCGAGACAUUUUCAAGAAGAGUGACAAGAAAAAUCAAGACGAUAAAUUGAAAGAAAAGGAGAAAGAGAAGGAGAAAAAGAAAGUUGAUAAGGAGAGAAAGAGUAACACCGCCGGAGCUAGCUCAGCCGAGUUAAACAUCAACAUAUGGCCAUUUUCUCGGAGCAGAUCCGCCGGUACAGCCACGACCCGACCCAAACUAAAUUCCGGGUCGACCCGGAAAGUUAACAGCGCGCCAUGCUCGCGUAGCAACUCAGCAGGCGAGUCCAAGUCGAGGAAGUGGCCGAGCAGUCCGGGUCGACCCGGAGUCCAUCUGGGUCGGAGCAGCCCCGUUUGGCAAGUCCGUCGAUCCGGCUCGGGUUCCAAGAACUCCGACCCUCUGUUUCGGAGCUCCGAAAAGACAAACAAGAAGGACGUGUCGGACACGCGCCGAGCCAGAACCGUACCAAGCAGUAGUAGCGGUGGGCCCACCACCAAAACAAAGGUGUUGAAUUUGAACGUGCCGAUGUGCAUUGGGUAUCGGCACCAUUUGAGCUGUAGAAGCGACGAGCAGAGUGCACUCGGCGGCGGCGGUAACGGUAACGGUGACGGUAACAAUAACCGUAAAACUGUUACUGGUGGGAGUAGCGGUGAAAGUAACAGUACUGGUAAUAAUCUUUUUAACCUGCGAAGCCUUUUCACUAAGAAGGUUUAUUGAAAAGUUAUCUACUAAUUAUCAUUAUAACAAUUAUUUAUUUUCAUUGGAGAGAUUAUUUAUGUUACUUUUGCUGAAGUGAAUUUGAUUUUUUUUUUUUUCUUGUAAAAAGAGAAUUAGUUUUUUGUUUUCUUUCUUUCUUUCAUAUGUAAUUAACCAAGAAAAGUAGUAGUUUUUUUAAUAUGGAAUUUGCUUAUUGUGUUUAGUAGUUUGUAU
Messenger RNA from Quercus lobata, 1500 nucleotides. Its product is annotated as serine/arginine repetitive matrix-like protein. Bases 259 to 1287 code for a protein of 342 amino acids. The record is from RefSeq and is a predicted model, not a curated record. NCBI's taxonomy places the organism in Eukaryota, Viridiplantae, Streptophyta, Magnoliopsida, Fagales, Fagaceae. The transcript has a single exon.